Molecule: messenger RNA, 1369 nt
Organism: Triticum dicoccoides
Lineage: Eukaryota; Viridiplantae; Streptophyta; Magnoliopsida; Poales; Poaceae
Product: cysteine-rich receptor-like protein kinase 6
Exons: 7
Coding region: 174-1154 (326 amino acids)
Biological process (GO): protein phosphorylation
Molecular function (GO): protein kinase activity; ATP binding
Source: RefSeq, a predicted model, not a curated record
GUCAGGUCAACUUUCCCCUCUUCCUCCUCGACCGUGCUGCUUCAUUAUAAGCCCGCUUGCAGCUAGCUAGCAAGCAGCAAGGAGACAGAUAUCUCGUUUCUCUCUUCGCAGCAAGGAUCCCCCAAGCUAGUGCUCCACUGCUCCUCCUCUCAAGGUUUCCUCAAUCAUCAGAAAUGGCCACCGGAAGUAAAAUCCAAGAGAGCAAGCAUAGCCCUGAACUACCGAAACAAUUGCCAAUCGACUUUUUGAAGAAAAUUACUAACAAUUUCGCCGAAGAUCGAAUAAUAAGUGAAGGUCCUUUUGGAACACUUUAUAAGGGAAUUGUACCAGAUGAUGACAAAGUGAUUGCUGUGAAGAAACUUCAGGACAACGCACCAAUGUCAGCUGACAAAACAUUUAGUAAAGAGGUUCAGAAUAUUAUGGCGCUCAAGCAUGUAAACAUAGUAGAGUUAGUUGGAUUCUGCACUGAAACACAGAAGAAAUUGGUGCAGUUUGAUAAAAGAUACAUCCAGGCAGACAUCACUGAAAGUUUAAUCUGCUAUGAGUAUUUACCUAACGGUAGCCUUCAAGAGAAUCUAUUUGAGACCAAAGCAUCAGCUAAACAGGAAAUCAAUUGGGACACACGCUUCAAAAUAAUCAAGGGGAUUUGCCAGGGAUUGUUUUUCCUACACAAGUUGGAUAUUCCCAUUGUUCACAUGGAUUUGAAGCCUGAAAAUAUAUUGUUGGGUAUAAAUAUGGUGCCAAAGAUCGCGGACUUUGCACUCUCAAGAGUCUUUGGCCAAGAGCAAACCCGAUUAUGCACACAAACAGUUGUGGGAUCUUAUGGCUACAUGGCUCCAGAAUAUCUUUACAGAGGUGAAAUCUCGGCCCAGUCAGACAUAUAUAGUUUAGGCCUAUUGAUAAUCGAGAUCACCACAGGAGAGCAGAAUCCUCGUGAACAACCAUCAGCAAGAAAUUUUGUUGAUAAAGUGCGUAAAGAUUGGACACUGCAGCAUAUAACAUCCAAGUCCAAGUAUGCAUCGUUAGAUACAGGAAGCCUCCAAGAAGUUAAAACAUGCAUUGAAAUUGGGACAAGAUGUGUAGAAAUCGAUCGGAGAAAUAGACCUCCCAUAGAAGCAAUUGUUGGCACACUCGAAGGACUACGUCCAAGCUAAAUGUUAAACAAGAUUUUCCGUGUGUCUACUACAAGCAAGAAGCUUGGGUAUGUUUCUGGUUACAACAAGAAAUGAAACAUGCUCUGUUAUUGCUGGAAGAUUAUAAUUUGGAAAUAAGACCCUUCGAUGUCAUUUCAUUGCAGAGAUAUUGAAGUUUAAUUUAUUUUGUAAAAUCAAUGGUGUAAUUUAUUAUUAACUUUUGACUUGAUAUGCAA